This is a messenger RNA of Nyctereutes procyonoides (raccoon dog), 849 nucleotides long. RefSeq names its product RNA-binding protein FUS-like. The record is from RefSeq and is a predicted model, not a curated record. Lineage: Eukaryota; Metazoa; Chordata; Mammalia; Carnivora; Canidae. The coding region runs from base 7 to 849 and encodes 280 amino acids. The transcript has 2 exons.
GCGGACAUGGCCUCCAACGACUAUACCCAACAAGCAACCCAAAGCUAUGGGGCCUACCCCACCCAGCCUGGGCAGGGCUAUUCCCAGCAGAGCAAUCAGCCCUAUGGACAGCAGAGUUACAGUGGUUACGGUCAGUCAGCAGACACUUCGGGCUACGGCCAGAGCAGCUAUGGUUCUUCUUAUGGACAGACCCAGAACAGCUAUGGCACUCAGUCAACUCCCCAGGGAUAUGGCUCAACUGGUGGCUAUGGCAGUGGCCAGAGUUCUCAGUCAUCUUAUGGGCAACAGUCCUCUUAUCCUGGCUAUGGCCAGCAGCCAGCUCCUAGCAGCACCUCGGGAAGUUAUGGUAGUGGUUCUCAGAGCAGCGGCUACGGGCAGCCCCAGAGUGGGGGCUAUGGCCAACAGUCUGGCUAUAGUGGACAGCAGCAAGGCUAUGGACAGCAGCAAAGCUCCUAUAAUCCCCCUCAAGGCUAUGGACAGCAGAACCAGUACAACAGUAGCAGUGGAGGUGGUGGCGGAGGGGGUGGUGGAGGUAACUAUGGCCAAGAUCAGUCCUCCAUGAGUGGUGGCGGCGGCGGUUAUGGCAAUCAGGACCAGAGUGGUGGUGGCGGUGGCUACGGGGGAGGCCAGCAAGACCGUGGGGUCCGCGGCCGGGGCGGUGGCGGUGGUUACAACCGCAGCAGUGGUGGCUAUGAACCCUUAAAGAUAGAACUAUCAUAUCAUUCAGUAAUCAUACUAGCAGAUUGGAAUAUUGUAUAUCUUGCCAAAAAACAGGGCUAUUUUCAGGUCCGCAUUCCUCAGACCAUGAUGAGCAUUCAGCCUGUGUUUAUUCUCUUGUUUGUGGCAUGA